AUGUCAAACAGACAAAACAAUCCUGUAAACAUGGCCAAACCGUCCAUGUUUUCCUUGCUGUCUCGGAAUGGUAUUGCUGGUGCAACGACCAUCAGGGAGGCAUCACAGGGCUUAAGAUUUCCAAAUUCGAAUGGCCGUUGCAAUGACUGUACGUGUUCUCCAGGUUUAUUAUCCAGAAAUAGACGGUCUUCAAUGUAUCUAAGACGCAUGAUGUCUAGUUCCAGUGUUUCUCCCUCACAUAGACAUGGUCAUGGACAUGGUAGUCCAGGUUCAAGUGCACCUUCUUCGCCCGGCAGAUAUCGCUCACCAGUAAUUGACGAAGUCACGAGCGAAGACAACCUAUGUAAAGUUGUUCAGGAUAUGAAUACCAGCUUGAGGUUGGAAAAGAUCAGAAACUUGAUGAAGGAAUCUAAUUUGGGCGUCUAUAUUGUACCAUCAGAGGAUGCCCAUCAAUCUGAGUACACGUCACCUGUUGAUCAACGUAGAGCUUUUAUUUCUGGAUUUAGUGGGUCAGCUGGUGUCGCCGUCAUUACAAGGGAACUUACGAGUAUGAACGAAACACCUGAAGGUUUGGCCUUACUAGCCACUGAUGGUAGAUACUUCACCCAAGCUGCAAACGAACUUGAUUUUAAUUGGACUUUGUUGAAGAUGAACACACCAGGAGUACCUAGCUGGGAGCAGUCUGCAAUAGACCAUGCAGCUUCGUUAUCAUUAGAUUCUGGUUCUGUUGUUAACAUCGGUAUUGAUCCAAGGCUAAUUACUUACAGUUCUGUCCAACAUAUCCAAAGGUUAAUUGAAGAGAAACAAAAGGAAAACGAGAAAUAUCAGAUCAAAUUGAUACCGGUCAGAGGGAAUUUAGUUGACAAAAUCUGGAAUGAUUUUGAGGCUGUUCCUGCUAGAGAAUUCAAACCUAUUUUCAAACUGGAUGAUAAGUACACCGGUGAAACAACAACUAGUAAAAUUAAUAGAUUAUUUGAUGAUUACAUGACAAAGAAUGGGUCGUCCACAUUAAUUGUUAGUGCAUUGGAUGAAAUUGCAUGGCUAUUAAAUUUGAGAGGUAACGAUAUUGAGUAUAAUCCGCUGUUUUAUUCUUAUUUGAUUAUCAAUGGUAAGGAUAAUCUAACCUUAUAUACUGAUAAACAUGAAAGGUUUGAUGGUUUGCAAGACUAUUUAAAAGAAAUCAACUGUAACUUGAAACUCUAUGACGAAGUUUGGUAUGACAUCAGAAAAAUCGCCACUGAAUUACAUAAUCUGAAGAAGAAACUUUUAUUAACUGAAGAGGCAACCUGGAAAAUGGUCAAUUGUAUUAUUGCAAGAAAUUUCACGAUGAUUGAAUCGCCAAUAAAAUCAAUGAAGGAAAUCAAGAACGAUGUUGAACUAAAGGGCCAAACCGAAGCUCAGAUUAGUGAUGGUUAUGCAUUAAUCAAAUAUUUUGCAUGGCUUGAGAAAGAGUUGGUUGACAAGAGCUCAUUUAUCACAGAACAUGAAGCAGCAAUGGAACUAUUGAAGAUCAGAGAAGAGUUAUCAAAUUUCAGAGGUUUAUCUUUUGAGACAAUUUCUUCCACCGGCUCUAAUGCAGCCAUUAUCCACUAUUCGCCACCCGCUGUCGGUUCAAGUUUAAUCAAUCCAAAUAAGAUCUAUCUUUGUGAUUCGGGUUCACAAUUUCUCAACGGUACCACAGACACAACCCGUACGCUACAUUUUGGAGAACCAAGCUGUGAAGAGAUUGAGAAUUACACAUUAGUUUUAAAAGGUCAUAUAGCAUUGGCUAGAUUGGUAAUACCGAAUGACAGAGUUACAGGAUACCAAAUUGACUGUAUUGCCAGACAAUUCCUAUGGAGUAAGGGCUUAGACUAUAUGCAUGGUACUGGACAUGGAGUGGACUCAUAUGGGCCUGUUCAUAGUGCGGGGGUUGGUAUUGGAUUCCGUCCAUAUUGUAAUAAAAAUACAAUCAAGGCUGGACACUUAGUCAGUAAUGAGCCAGGAUACUACAAACCUGGAGAGUAUGGUAUCAGAAUCGAGAAUAUGGUUUAUUUGCGAGAAGUUAAAGAAAAGGAGGGGUGGUUGGAAUUUGUGACUACUACCAAAGUACCAUAUUGUAAGAAAUUAAUCGAUGUCAAACUACUGAGCGAUGAUGAAAAAAAAUGGAUUAAUGACUAUCAUCGUGAUAUUUGGGAAUUGUUCUCGCCUAAGUUGGAGAAAAAAUCUUAUGAAUGGAACUGGUUGAAGAGGGAAACUUCACCACUGUAA
Messenger RNA from Pichia kudriavzevii, 2250 nucleotides. RefSeq lists its product as uncharacterized. The transcript has a single exon. Gene Ontology annotation, molecular function: metalloaminopeptidase activity. The record is from RefSeq and is a predicted model, not a curated record. NCBI's taxonomy places the organism in Eukaryota, Fungi, Ascomycota, Pichiomycetes, Pichiales, Pichiaceae. Bases 1 to 2250 code for a protein of 749 amino acids.